This is a messenger RNA of Prorocentrum cordatum, 1377 nucleotides long. The record is from the annotation of a GenBank genome assembly. Lineage: Eukaryota; Dinophyceae; Prorocentrales; Prorocentraceae.
AUGAGCCUCUACGGUGCUCGUGGCGGCUCUUUCAUGGCAGCGGGCCCCAACGGCGGCUUCGUUGCGGGAUCACGCGGGGCCUUUGUCGGUGGCGGCGUGGGCGGUGGCGCGAUGGGCAGCGGGGUCUACCCCGGGAUGGGCUAUGCCGGUGGGGGCGUGUAUCCUGGGACGGGGUAUGCUGGCGGUGGGGAAGGCUGCUGCGGAGGUGUGGGCUGUGGCAACAGCUGCGGCGCGGACGGGUGCGGGGUGGGCGUGGCGCCCGCGUGCGGCGACGCGUGCUGCGGGGUCGCAGGCGCCAGCUGCGGGGGCAUAGCCGGAACGACGAUGUCGUAUGUGGGCGCAGGCGGCGACUACAUCGCCACCACCACCUACCAGUACGUGGGCCAGGGCGCGGGCACCUUCACCGUGGUGCCGAUCCCCGCGGCCGGGUGCAGCGUCUGGUGGCUGUGCUGCCUCUGGUGGCUGGCGCUGCUCCCCUUCCUCUUCCUCGCGGGGACCACCACGACCACCACAACAACGCCCCCCAUCAUCAUCAGCACCCCGCCUCCAGAGACCCCGCCGCCCAUCGUGAACCCCACGCCGGCGCCCCCCGGGCCAGGGCCCGCGAAGCAUUGCAAGAUCUUCGGCGACCCGCACGUGAUCACGUUUGAUGGGCAGUCAGCGAGCUUCUACUCCCAGGGCGAGUACUGGACCGUGAAGAGCACCACCGUCUGGAUCCAGGGCCGCUACAUGCCGACUCCAGUGACCAACGGCCUCUCCGUCAUGAAGGAGGUCGCGAUCGGCGGCCCCUUCCUGGAGAGCAAGGACGGCACGAAGAACAUCCUCCGCAUCUCCUCUCUCAGGGCGACCUUCAACGACGUCCCCAUCAUCUCUGGCUUCCCGGACGCCUGGGAGAACCAGGAUCCGAUGAUCAAGGUAGUCUCCGACGGCAACGGGCAGGUGAUGCAGUCGAGCCGCUACGGCAAGCAGCUGCGCGUCGUGCACGUGGACCUGCCGCUGGGCGUCCACCUGGAGAUCAAUCGCUGGAACGAGCCAGGCGAGGGCGACUACAUCAACACGAUGAUCACCAUGAGCAAGCAGCCAAACCAGGAUGGGCACUGUGGAAACUUCAAUGGUGUGACCGAGGACGACACCCGGCCGCAGAUCCGUGCCCGCAUCGGCACCACGGGUGUCCCGCAAGAGGAAUUGCUUUUCCACACCAAGACCCCCGUGACGCCCGCGAACCGGCCGGACCUGAACAACUGCCCCACCGACAAGACCGAGAACGCCAGGCAGAUUUGCACGGGGAAGUCCAAGACCGGCAUGCCCAACCAUGACUGCAUGGUGGACGUGUGUUUCGGCGGAGCGCACUUCGCGGAUAUGACCGACUACGACUAG